Leptinotarsa decemlineata (Colorado potato beetle) is the source of this 1808-nucleotide messenger RNA. Its product is annotated as putative fatty acyl-CoA reductase CG8306. NCBI's taxonomy places the organism in Eukaryota, Metazoa, Arthropoda, Insecta, Coleoptera, Chrysomelidae. The record is from RefSeq and is a predicted model, not a curated record. Gene Ontology annotation, cellular component: peroxisome. Gene Ontology annotation, biological process: long-chain fatty-acyl-CoA metabolic process. Gene Ontology annotation, molecular function: alcohol-forming very long-chain fatty acyl-CoA reductase (NADP+) activity.
AUGAUUGGUUCGGACGAUCAAAUCAAAGAGGCUUCUACAAAAUUUUGUGAGCAUUAUUCUGAGGACAUUGAGCAUGAAUUCAUACACGAGAUGGGUUGGCUUAACAAAGAUGAUCAAACUGAUUUCAAUUUAGAUAUCAGUAAACUGAAUUGGAUAAGUUAUUUCAGUGAUUUAACAUUAGGAGCUAGAAUAUUUUUGAACAAAGAUCCUAUAAAAACUCUCACAGUAGCUAGAGGGAAGGAUACUAUUUUAUACGCUAUUCACUUGGCUUGGCAAGCAAUGCUUUUUUCAUUGUGCUGGUACGUUUACGCUUGCCUUACUGGACAAACAAUGUAUUCAUCUGUUCUGAUUGUACCAAUAUUCUCAAAGGUGAAAGCAAUAGCUGGUGAUGUGAGUCAGGACAAAUUGGGAAUUUCACCAGCGGAUCAACAUAUUCUGACAGAAAACGUGAAUGUCAUAUUUCAUUCAGCUGCCACUUUAGAUUUCGGUGAUACCCUUAAAACUACGGUAGACAUCAAUUUGUUAGGAACGAGAAGAGUAAUCGAUUUGGCCAAAGAAUGUAGAAAUCUAGCAGCUUUCGUACACGUCAGUAGUGCUUAUGUCAAUGCUUGGAGAAAAGAAGCUGAUGAGAUUGUUUAUCCCUUAUCAAAAGAUGCUGAAGAAAUAAUAGGUCUGGUUAACAAACUCAGCCCUGAAGAAUUGAUAACAGAAACUCCUCGAAUAUUGGGAGAUCAUCCAAAUACAUACACUAUAACCAAACACUUGGCUGAACUCGAAGUUCAAAAAUGUGAAAAGAUAUUUCCCUGUGCUAUAGUUCGACCUAGCAUGAUAGUUGGAUCUCUAAAAGAGCCUGUACCUGGGUGGACAAUUAGUAAAAAUGGACCUCAAGGAUUUUUUAUGGGUGCAGCAAAAGGAGUAAUCCGAAGAUUGCCUACCAGAACAGAUAUAAUUUAUGACUACAUACCAGUUGAUAUUGUUGUAAACAACUUAUUAGCAGCCGGUUUUUAUGUAGGUCAAACAAAACCUCCUAAUGUGGCAGUUUACCAUGCAACAUCAAGUACAAGAAAUUCAUUCCGUUGGGGAUUAGUGGAACACAAAAUCAAUGACUACUUACAUCAGUAUCCUCUGAAGAAUGCAGUUUGGUAUCCAUAUCUGAAAUUUAUUCCAUCAUUAACUUGGUUCAAAAUAUCGGCAUUGUUUGUCCAUUUCUUUCCUGCUAUAAUUUUGGACACUGUUACCCGUCUCACUGGAGGUCGUCCUAUUUUGAUGAAACUACACAGAAAUGUAAAUUCUUCACUUGAUAUGUUGGAGAAAUUCAUUUUUUCAGAAUGGAAAUUUUCCGCAACCAAAACUACUGCCUUGCAGGGUUGGCUUAACAAAGAUGAUCAAACUGAUUUCAAUUUAGAUAUCAGUAAACUGAAUUGGAUAAGUUAUUUCAGUGAUUUAACAUUAGGAGCUAGAAUAUUUUUGAACAAAGAUCCUAUAAAAACUCUCACAGUAGCUAGAGGGAAGGAUACUAUUUUAUACGCUAUUCACUUGGCUUGGCAAGCAAUGCUUUUUUCAUUGUGCUGGUACGUUUACGCUUGCCUUACUGGACAAACAAUGUAUUCAUCUGUUCUGAUUGUACCAGUAUUCUUAUUUUUAUUCAAUAUGUUGUAAUAUGUAAUAUGGUUCAUAAUAUUAGUGGCAAGGACUAAUAUUUAGCAAGGUAUCAUAUUUAAUAUUUUCAGAUCUGAUAUUUUUGUAUCUUAGGAUCAUCCCUAUAUUUGUUCGUACGUAUUGUUAAAAUUAGAUAUUUGUUUGAUAAA